GCAAAAGUAGUAGAAAUUUUGAGUCUUUAUUUGAACAGAUUUAAGCUCUGUGUUCCUUGAAACAGUUCUUUGAAAAUUGGUUUUGUUACUUGUCAUUGUUCUAUAUCUUUGCGAUUUUGUUUGGAUAGGUCGGUAAGAGUUUGAGUCUGACUUUGAUAAAGCAUCACAUACAAGGAAAAUAUCUUGGCUUUGUGAUAAAUGCAAGUCUUUUAUCUUCCAUUUUGGAUUUUUCUGGCAAAACCUGCAUCUUUCCCCUGUUUUUAUUCCAAUAGUACUUCAGAUAAUGCAGUAUUUAGUAUUUACACUUGUGCACAUAGAUGAAAGACGGUAAUGUGUGUUCUUAUGUGGGUUGAGAGGGUUUCUCCUUGCUUCUGAGCAAUUACCAAUCUCUUAUCUCUAUUUCCUAGCCUUUGUAAGAUUUUAAAUGCUACUGAAAAUGGAUGCAGCAAUUCUGUACCAGACUGGAGAGAGGAGCAGGCCUGUUUGACGUUGUGGUACUAUGGAUAAGAUAUAUAAUUUCCAAAUCCUAUUACCAAAUGGCACAACCAUCCGUUUGAAAUUGCAGAAUCCUGAGAUGAAAAUGCCAUUCAGAGAUUUCAUUGAAAGGGUGGAAAAGGAAUACGUCCGCACUUGGAAACAAUCAGGCUCACUAAAGCGGAAGCGGGAGAUUAACUGGGAAGGUGGUAGCUUUCUUCUUGUAGAUGCUGAUGAUGUGAAGAUACAAAAUGUAGUGAAUUUCAAGAAUUUCAAGCCACAAGAGUGCCACAUUCUAAGACUCCAAGAUGGUCUUGAGGACAGCACUACUACUUUUGAGAACAUGUGGGAUUUGACUCCCGACACUGAUUUACUAAAGGAGCUACCCCAAGAGUAUACAUUUGAGACUGCUCUGGCAGAUUUGAUUGACAAUUCUCUGCAAGCCGUAUGGUCAAAUGAUAGGAGACAUGGCAGACAUGUAAGUGUGGUUGCUGACGAAGAUAUGAUCUCAAGAGGCUGGCUUCAUUAGGAAGGCUGAGAUCGAUUGAUCUUUCUCUCAGACUAUCCUCACUUUCUGUGGUUGCUUGCUAGCUUUUUCAUGAGGAGGAUUCAAUUUGGGUUGGUGUCAAGCACCUUUCAUCAUAUUGAUUUUUAUUUAAUUAUGGAAAUGAACCAGAUAUCACAAUCAUCUAUACAAUAUGGUUCGGGACCAUUGCUAGAGUUAAAUCAAAAGUUUCACAAACACAGAAAGGUUGGACCUCCACUUUCUUCCAGUUUAGUUCGUACUCAGAUUUGCACAGUAGUACAAUGAUUUGUGACAUGGAUCCAUGUGACUACGAGUCUUAUUAAUGUGGAUUAGAAGCAAAAUUAUGUAUCUAGCUAGCUACCUCUAUCUUGUGACAUGCAUUAUGGUAUAUGCUGAGGGAAUGUUAUGAUUGAUUGUGUUCAUCUACCAGAAAUUAAGAAAUGCCAACAACAACUCUCUGUUAAGAUG
This is a messenger RNA of Fragaria vesca subsp. vesca, 1468 nucleotides long. RefSeq lists its product as uncharacterized. Gene Ontology annotation, biological process: signal transduction. The transcript has 5 exons. Bases 500 to 1003 code for a protein of 167 amino acids. The record is from RefSeq and is a predicted model, not a curated record. Lineage: Eukaryota; Viridiplantae; Streptophyta; Magnoliopsida; Rosales; Rosaceae. Gene Ontology annotation, molecular function: ADP binding; ATP hydrolysis activity; protein binding.